AUGGUUGGUGUUGGUGAUGAUGCUGAUAUGAAAAAAAUCAAAACUGAAUUGAAUGAAAUCGAUUUCAAGAAGAAUCUGUCAGCUCAAACGACGUCCUUAAAUGUGAGUGUACUGAGCUCUUUGCAAAUCGUCAUCAUCAAAGUUCAAACCUCCAACGCUGAAGAUGCGGUUACGCUUAAGCGCACAGUGAAGAAGAUAUCGAUGUUGAGCUCGGCUAAUAUCGAAACUGAAUGGGAAUAUGUGGAUGAUUCGAUGGGAAAAAGUUUUAUUACACCGGAGAUUGAAGAAAUGUGA
Molecule: messenger RNA, 294 nt
Organism: Perkinsus marinus ATCC 50983
Lineage: Eukaryota; Perkinsozoa; Perkinsida; Perkinsidae
Exons: 4
Coding region: 1-294 (97 amino acids)
Source: RefSeq, a predicted model, not a curated record